AGUUAAAAAGCACAACAAAAUAACUGAGACCCGAGGCCUGUCAACUGGUUAGAAUCUCGUAUUGUUCGGCAUGAAAAGAAACAUACAAUGGCAAGGUUAACCUGGGACAGAUGUCUCCUUGCUUUCUGCUGCAGUUUUUCGUUAUUUUGCAGCAACAUAUUUGCAUUUUUAGAUCUGGAAGAGCUGAGGAGUGUGCAUUAUGACAUUGAUAUAUCUGCAACCCCUGUUCUCGUUGGAAGAUCCAUUGAGCAGCAAGUCGUUCAUUUGCGCUCCAAGUUUGGUCAAAGAUAUGAAUGUCGGCUUCCGGACAUGACCGACUAUGAGAAGGAGCAAGAAGAGGAAAAACUAGCCUCCGAUAUCGGAAUCUCAGAACUUCUUAAACCAAUGGAGAAUGCGCCCUGUUUAAUCAAGACCAAAGAUUGGUGGAGUUAUGAGUACUGUCAUGGUAGACAUAUAAAACAGUACCAUGUUGAAGAUGGUAAGAUACAAGGCAAGGUGAUCUAUCUCGGCUACUACGAGAGUGAAAUGGAUUGGAAUAACAAAACUCAUAAGGAUGCUAAGAGACACAGAUUAAAUCGUUACCAUAGUCACACGUAUGUGAACGGCUCUCAAUGCGAUGUGACCAAAACUCCCAGAGAAACUGAAGUUCGGUUCAUGUGUGCUGAGGGCCAGGGUGAUUCAAUCCACCGUAUAGAUGAGCCGUCAUCUUGCGCCUACGUCUUAAACAUCCAUACUUCACGUACGUGCCAUCACCCCUAUCUACGACCCCCUCCGAGCUUGAAGCCUAGACCGAUACUCUGCUAUCCUGCGCUGGAACAAGAUCAGUAUGACAAAUAUCUUGAGAUCAAACAAGCGACCACGCACAGUAAACACCACCUCAUCGAGAUUGGCUCCUCAGAAGCGAUGAAAUACAAGAAGGAACAUCUCCUUCCCAGUGAUAGUACACCAGCUGGCUUGCCAAGUAUUGACCAAGACAAUUUGAUUGACGAAGAGGAGGUUGAGAUCGAUGGAUUGGAGGAUGCUGUCGCUAUGGGCUUGGACCACACAUCCCUCAGCAACAUGGUCAAGUCAGUACUGAAAUUAGCCAAGAAGAAUGUGAAUGACAUCAACCUCGAGGUCAAAGAUAACUCAGAGAAUGGUCAAGAUUCUACUGAACGAGAUUCAGGCGAAGAAGAUGAAGACAAUAACGAUGAUGAUGAGGAGCUGUUAAUGAAUCUUUUACUCUCGGAAGAAUUCGGUGAAGACGAGAUGCUCGAAGACGACGAAUUGGAGGAACUCAUGCAGAGAGAUACGGACGAGUUGGUCAAGAUGUUCCGCGAGCGUAUAACCAGAUUGACCUCUGACCCCACAGAGGUCGAGAGGUUAAAUAAGAUGGUAGAUAGCGUUGAAAGGACUCUCGGUGAAAUCGAGGCAGUGAAUGAGCUCCUAGGAGAGGAGGAAGCUGACGAUGAGGAGAAGGAUUGGACUUUAGAAAAUGGAGAAGAGGAUGGUGCUGCAGAUCAUGGGGAUGGGAGGGAGAAGGAGGACAACACUCCGAAGAAUCUCAUGAAAGAUAACCAAGAGAAUGCGGCAGCUAAGACUCAUGAUAAUAAAAACGCUGUCAGUGUUCCGUCGUUGGCGUCCAGUAAGGACAAGAUCAAAGUGAAGGUGACCAAACUGUCCAUGGACAAGUCGAGGAACAUUAAGGUGGACUCCGGCAAAGAAGUAGAAGUCUACGACAGUAAUAAGAGACCCAUUGAAGAGGCAAUCGUACAGCAACUGGAGAACGCUGGAAUAAACAAUGCAGGAAAGGUUGAGUUCCGAAUCGUGACGUACACACCUAAUGAAUGGCCGGAGGGAGAGGACGGAGUUACGAUACUCACGGAAGAAGAAAGCAGUUACUUCAAAAAUCUUGUUAUGGGUCUACUGGGUGGAGGGGCGGAGAACACCGAGCAGGAGCGGCAGGAGAGACUGGAGAGCAACUAUCAGUUUACUUGGGACCCACAAGGAGCGAGUCAGCUGGGUACCGGGGUGACAACGAGUACCGAUGGAAAUGGUAUCGAGGCGGAUGGGGAGGAAAGCGUGCCGUGAUUGCGGAGUUACUGGCGUUUUGCGCGGAAAUUGUGGUCCCCCAAUCGUUGAGGAUUGUUGAAUUUAAGACUAGAUUUGUACUAAGCCGGUAAUGUUGAUUUCCGCUAGUACAGGUGGUAUUAUGCUUUGGUUAUAGCAUUCUUUUUGCAAGCCAUCUGCUUUUGUUUUUGCUUUUAACUUCUUGAAGUCUAUUUUGAUGUUAUUCUCUAUCCAUCAAUCACCUUACUCCCCAGAUUGUCCUACCCAUCGUAGGGGAUUAUUGAUUCUGAAUGUUUCACUUUUGGAUUUGUACUAAGCCCGUAAUGUGUAAGGAAAAUGGGCCGUGAUUACCGAGUUACUGGCAUUUUGCGUGGAAAUUGUGGUCCCCCGAUCGUUGAGGCUUGUUGAAUUUGAGACUAGAUUUGUACUAAGCCGGUAAUGUUGAUUUCCGCUAGUACAGACAGUAUUAUGCUUUGAUUAUAGUAUUUAUUGGCAAGCUGACUGUUUUUGUUUUGCUUGUUAACUUCUUGAAGUCUGUUUCGAUGUUAUUCUGCACCCAUCAAUCACAGUACUCUACUCCACCACUUUCACCAACCGAAAGUCUAACUUGCAGUUUGGUACCUUUGAAAUUCGCAUCAAGUGGUGCGGACAGAGUGGGUAUGGGGAAUUGGCUUUGACCGCUCUUGCUGGGAUUAUAUGGUACUGUGUAAGACUAAGAAUCUUAUGAUUUUGGUAAAGGAAGUCAAAACUUUCAAACUUAAUUUGGUGUCUGCACACAAUUUAUUAAUGGUAGCCAAAGCAUUUUCAUUGUCAUUUUCGUCUAUUUUUCAGUCUUUUUCUCCUUUUGGUAGUGAAAGGUUGCUUUUCCUCUGCUUAUUUUUUCAUUUUUAGAAAUAGUAAUCCUUUACACUCACAGCCAGACUCGAGCCUCCCUCACCCCAAGCUAAUUCAAGAAACUAUUUUAUGUUGACAUGUAAAUUCUCUGACUAUGCAAUAGUUCAGGGUGUUUUGUUGUUGUUUUGUUUUGUUUUGUUUUAAAGGGACUUUCAGGGUUAAUUCCCAUAGCACUUUUCAAGACCUGGCCCCAAUUCACAGAUCAAGGUGAUGUACACCGGUGUGCAUCACUUUUGUUGUUACCCGGCCCGUCGGGUCAUGUAACAUGCGUUUUUGUUGCGCGUCACAUGAUUGGUUCUCGACCAAUCAAACUUCACAGUUUGUUACUGAGGUAUAACAAUUAUGAUUGGUAUCCUGUUUAUACUUGCUUAGCAAAGUUUGCUGCUUAAGCAGCUCUAUGAAAUUAAAUACUCGACCAGCCCCCUCUCAUCCCCCUGAGUCUGGUGAACAAAAUGUGAAUUUAGUGCCUUCAUCUUUUUGCAACCCAGGACAUGUAAGCUUGUCUACUCUAUGCCGAAUUUGGAUUCGAAAAAGAAGCUUUACGAGUCUGUCUGUAGAGCAUAAUCUUCUUCAUCUUUGUCUUUCUUUCGUUUUAGUUUUAAAGAUUAUCCUUUUGAUUUGUCAUGCCAAAUUAUCAAUUAUUAAGAAACAUUGGGCAAGUUGGAAGAAAGCCUUACAAUUAAAACAGUAUGGAAAUUCAGGUUUCCAAACAAAAUCAACCUCUGCCCUCGCCGUUCUUUUGUUCCUCUUUGUUUUGUUAAGCACUCCGUUCUUCGUGGGGCUUGUGUAUUAUAUUAUUAUUAAGGUACCCAUUUAUACUUCUGGGUGAAGAGAAGCAAUUAUAUUGUAUGACUUAACCUCCAGAACCUUGAACCCACCAUGACUUGUCACCUAAUUGGUUUGACCAUUUUUGUGAUUGCUUCAACUUGACUUGUGUACCGUUUAAUAAUUUGACCUUUUUUGUGCUGCCUCUGUUUCUGUUCAUCGCAGUUGUUCUGUCUUAUGUAAAACAUAACAGUAUGUAUAAAUUGCCAUACAAAAAUUGAAUAUUUAAGAGAUAUAUUGUACAUGGGUGUAUAAAGAGAUAAUGAUUAACGCUUGACUGAAAACCCCCCAAAAAGUGCAAGAAAACUUAACGCAAACUGUUAUAUUUAAACACCGUUUAGUGUGCCUUUAUCCUUAUUAACAAA
Asterias rubens (European starfish) is the source of this 4133-nucleotide messenger RNA. RefSeq names its product protein OS-9-like. Gene Ontology annotation, biological process: retrograde protein transport, ER to cytosol; endoplasmic reticulum unfolded protein response. The transcript has 12 exons. The record is from RefSeq and is a predicted model, not a curated record. Gene Ontology annotation, cellular component: endoplasmic reticulum lumen. NCBI's taxonomy places the organism in Eukaryota, Metazoa, Echinodermata, Asteroidea, Forcipulatida, Asteriidae. The coding region runs from base 88 to 2070 and encodes 660 amino acids.